This is a messenger RNA of Falco peregrinus (peregrine falcon), 1623 nucleotides long. RefSeq names its product alanine aminotransferase 1-like. Gene Ontology annotation, molecular function: pyridoxal phosphate binding; L-alanine:2-oxoglutarate transaminase activity. Lineage: Eukaryota; Metazoa; Chordata; Aves; Falconiformes; Falconidae. The record is from RefSeq and is a predicted model, not a curated record. The transcript is spliced from 11 exons. Gene Ontology annotation, biological process: biosynthetic process. Bases 104 to 1561 code for a protein of 485 amino acids.
UGUCCACCCUGGCACACCACGCACUGCCAAACCCCUAACCAUUAACCCAGCCCACCCCCACCCCCGGCUGCAUGCACCCGCCACUUCAGCUCCUGUCCCAGCCAUGGCAGCGAUCAGCACCCCGGGGGGCACUGACACCCCCCUGUCUCAGGUGAACCCUAGCAGCCAGCGCACACCGCCACCUCCACUGCAGCCUCUGCUUGAGCAGGCUAUGGCCAUUGAAGGCGAGCUGACCCAGGGAGAGGACAAGUCCUCCACCGAGGUCAUCUGCUGCCAUUCAGGGGAUGCAGUUGCUGCCGGCCGCCAGCCCCUCACCUACCUCCAGCAGGUGGCUGCCAUCUGCGCGUAUCCCACACUGCUGGACGCCGAGUGCAUGCCGGCGGACACCAAGCAGCGCGCACGCCAGAUCCUGCAGCACCUGCAGGGUGGCAGCCCAGGGUCAUACAACCUGGAGUACAUCACUGACACCGUGGCCAAAAAAGUGGCCCGUUACUUGGAGCAAAGGGACAAUGGCAUUCCCAGCGAUCCCCACUGCAUUGUCCCCUGCAGUGGCACCGCCUCAGCCAUGGUGGACGUGGUGACGCUGGUGGUGGAUGAGAGGGCGCCACAGCCGACGGGCGUGCUGGUGCCGGUGCCGGGCCCCCCGCUGCAUGCAGCGGCAGCGGGGCUGGCGGGGGCCGUGGCCGUGCCGUACCCGCUGGCCGAGGAGCAGGGCUGGGCUGUGGCUGGCGAGGCGCUGCGGCAGGUGCUGCGGCAGGCACGGGUGAGAUGCCACCCCAAGGUGCUCUGCAUCGUCAACCCCGGAGACCCCACGGGGCAUGUGCUGAGCCGGCAGAGCAUGGAGGACAUCAUCCGGCUGGUGGCUGAGGAACACCUGCUGCUGCUGGCAGAUGAGGUACAGCAGGAACGAGCCUUCCUCCCUGGCUGCCCCUUCCUCUCCUUCAAGCGGGUGCUGUGGGAGAUGGGUGCCCCGCUCGCCUCCACCGUCCAGCUUGUCUCAUUCUACUCCCUCUCCAAGGGUUUCGGGGGGGGUGGUUUCCGAGCAGGUUUCUUCGAGCUGGUGAACAUUGACCCAAGUGUCCUGAAGUGCUUCUACACAUGGGGGAUGUCAGUGUAUCCCUCCAUCCUGGGUCAGGUGAUGUUGGAGAUGGCCAUGGAGCCCCCACUGCCCAGUGACCCCUCCUAUCCAGCCUUUAAUGAGCAGAGGCAGGGGCUGCGCCGGGACCUGGCCCACAACGCCCGGCGGGUGCAGGAGGUGCUGGGCCGGGCCCCCGGCAUCUGCUGCCAGCCCGUGCAGGGCGGCGCCCGCGCCUUCCCCCGCAUCCAGCUCCCGCCCCGCGCCCUGCAGCAGGCCCGGGUGCUGGGCCUGGAGCCCGACGUCUUCUUCUGCCAGGAGCUGCGGGAGGCGACGGGGGUGGUGCUGGCCCCAGGGAGCGAGUUUGGGCAGCCAGAGGGCACCUACCACGUCGGGCUGUCGCUGCUCCUGCCGGCUGAGACGCUGGAGCGGGUGCUGCUCACCCUCACCCACUUCCACGCCGCCUUCCUGCACAGCUUCUCCUGACAUGGGGGUGACCCUGGCCCCCUAUCUGCCCCCUCAACCCCAUUAAAGCCCCCCACAGAUCA